Penicillium cosmopolitanum is the source of this 846-nucleotide messenger RNA. RefSeq lists its product as uncharacterized. Lineage: Eukaryota; Fungi; Ascomycota; Eurotiomycetes; Eurotiales; Aspergillaceae. The coding region runs from base 1 to 846 and encodes 281 amino acids. The record is from RefSeq and is a predicted model, not a curated record. The transcript has 2 exons.
AUGUCCGACAUUCCAUCGCCAGAAAUGAAUUCUACAUGCCACUGCCCCGAGGAAUACGAUUCGGAUUCUUCAUAUCCUUUUCAUUUUGACGCCGGUAGCAUCGCGCCCGAGGACUCUUUAAGCCAAGUCGGACACCGCCCUCAAUCCCCUUCUCGUGGGGGUAUUUUCGACCACUGCUCUCUCACAAGGCUUCCCGAAUAUAUAUGGUUCACGGAUGAAACUAGAUUAGAAUUUCUUUCAUGGUGGAAGUUUCAAACGAUACUUGGCAAGGAUGGAGAUCGAAAGGUGUGGGAUACCAAACGCCGCCGAGCAGACAUCUGGCUUGAGUACUAUCGGGUGGCUGAUAUAUAUACUGGAAAGCCAAUGAUGAUGUGUAAAUUCUGUUAUGCUACUCUCGACCACCCAGCUACUACGAAUCCUGGAAAUAAGGGUCCAAGUGGAACAUCUGCCAUGCGCAGGCACUACGAUAGCCCAACAUGCUGGGCAAAAUUCUAUCAGAACGAAGAAGAUUGCGGUCGGGAUGAAGAUGGCGAUGAAGUUUUUCCAAAGCCGCAUCUGGCACGCACAGCCACCGAAGUAGCUGGCCUAACACCGGCCCUACUGGCGUUGCAUAACCCUAGACGAGAGUUCAAUAUACGCCGUUGCCCUGAAGGAGACGAUGAUCUGUUGGAUCUUAUGGAAUACGUCAGUCUAUGCCCCGCGGGCACUCCUAUCCAAUGGCCCACUGCAAAGGAACUUGAACGUUACUGUCAAGAGAAAGAUAGAGAACUGGAGGAGGCUGGAGAGAAGGUUCCGGAAGAAGGAACCGGUUCAUGGAAGGCAUUGGGGCCCACCGCGUGUGAUUGA